AUGGAGAAGUUCUCGCAGUUCCGAGACAAAGGAUCCGGCAUAUCGCCAUUCAUCCCCGCCACGACGCCAUCCUCCGCUCUUACAGUCAUCACCUCAACCUUCCUCGUGCUCCUCCGUCUGCCCUUCUUCCUGGCCUACUCAGCCCUGUACUUCCUCCUUCUGCACCACCUCCCGCUCCCAGUCUUUGCUAGGAAACUCCUUCUCUGGACCCUUCUCGCCAUCCCGGGGAUAUGGUGGGUGGACCUGCAACUAGACGGCGUCAAGCGCGGGUCGCUGAGCCAACAACCGCCCUCGCGCGUGCCCCACCCGCGGUCCGUCAUCGCCGCAAACUUCACCUCGCCCAUCGACGCUUUGUACCUCGCCGCCAUCUUUGACCCCAUCUUUGUCGCCGCCUACCCCAACUUGCGCAAGGUCCGCCGCAUCAGCCUCUUCGCCGCCAUCUCGGCCGCGCUUUCGGCGACCAACAACGGAGAUGACGACGGCCUGACUGACCUCGGGGAGCUGCUCGCCCGGCACCCGGACCGGGUGAUCGCCGUGUUCCCCGAGUGCGGGACGACCAACGGCAAGGGGAUCCUGCCGCUGAGUCCGUGCCUCCUGGGCGCUCCUCCGGAAACGGCCGUGUUCCCCGUCAGCAUGCGGUACACGCCGCCCGACAUCACGACGCCCGUGCCGGGCGCCCGCGCGUGGGUUGUGUUUUUGUGGAGGCUGCUCGGGCGGUCGACGCAUACGAUUAGGGUGCGCAUUGCCGAGGCCGUGCACAACAAUAACACUUCUGACGGAGGAGUAUCUUCUUCGUCUUCCUCCUAUUACCGGGGUUCGGGUUCGGGUUCGCUGAGUAGGGAUGGUGAGAGCGGAAAUGAUGGGAAAGAAGGGGACGACGAGCCGACGCCCGAGGAGCAGCGGAUGCUAGACCGUGUUGGCGAGGCGCUGGCUAGGUUAGGUAGGGUAAAGCGGGUUGGGCUGACGUUGCGGGACAAGAAAGCCUUUGUGGCAGCUUGGAAUAAGGGGAGAAGAUGA
Canariomyces notabilis is the source of this 1017-nucleotide messenger RNA. RefSeq lists its product as uncharacterized. Bases 1 to 1017 code for a protein of 338 amino acids. The record is from RefSeq and is a predicted model, not a curated record. The transcript is spliced from 3 exons. Lineage: Eukaryota; Fungi; Ascomycota; Sordariomycetes; Sordariales; Chaetomiaceae. Gene Ontology annotation, molecular function: acyltransferase activity.